AUGUCGAUGCAUCAACCUAGUGCAAGAAUACUAGAUUUGCUUGACGGUCUUAUCAUCUUAUCUCGUGUUAAGAGUGUGUUCAAUGGACCUCCGGCUAGUCUUCCGUCUUUCUUCUCCGACUUUGGUCAUCCCAUCCCGGAGAGAGAGAACAUCACCGAGUUCGCUCUUGACCUAGUUCGAGAGCUUGAAAGAGAGUCCACCGAAGGAACUAGAGAGCUAGUAGAUUUCAACGAAGGAUGGCAGAAAAAGAAAUUCGCUCGAGACACGACACAAACUGCAUCUCAACAAGCCUUGUCCUUAAAAGAAGCCAUCGAUGCAAGUGUCUCUAGAGGCAAACUAGUCUCAGGCUCGUCCGGUUCUAUGGAAACAAUAUCUUCAUACGCAAACCCGUCACUGUUUGAAACAUUCAUCUUAGCCAAACGUUACAUGAAAAACUGGAUUCGAAUGCCUGAGCUUGUCGGAACAAGGAUAGCUACCGUCAUGGUCACCGGUUUUCUAUUAGCCACGGUCUAUUGGAAGCUAGACAAUACUCCAAGAGGUGCAAACGAGAGAUUGACCUUCUUUGCAUUCGUUAUGCCCACAAUGUUCUAUUGCUGUCUAGACAAUGUCCCUGUUUUUAUCCAAGAACGGUUCAUUUUCUUAAGAGAGACAACACACAACUCAUACAGAACAUCUUCAUACGUCAUAUCUCAUUCUCUCGUGACCAUGCAUCAGUUAAUAGCCCCGUCCAUAGUGUUUGCCUCCAUUACAUUCUGGACCGUUGGUUUGAACGGUGGGUUACAAGGUUUCCUCUUCUAUGUCCUCAUAAUCUAUGCUUCGUUUUGA
Messenger RNA from Brassica napus (rape), 825 nucleotides. RefSeq names its product ABC transporter G family member 19-like. The record is from RefSeq and is a predicted model, not a curated record. NCBI's taxonomy places the organism in Eukaryota, Viridiplantae, Streptophyta, Magnoliopsida, Brassicales, Brassicaceae. Gene Ontology annotation, cellular component: membrane. Gene Ontology annotation, molecular function: ABC-type transporter activity. Bases 1 to 825 code for a protein of 274 amino acids. The transcript has a single exon.